This is a messenger RNA of Sphaerodactylus townsendi, 1991 nucleotides long. RefSeq names its product 6-phosphofructo-2-kinase/fructose-2,6-biphosphatase 1 (gene PFKFB1). Gene Ontology annotation, cellular component: cytosol; 6-phosphofructo-2-kinase/fructose-2,6-biphosphatase complex. NCBI's taxonomy places the organism in Eukaryota, Metazoa, Chordata, Lepidosauria, Squamata, Sphaerodactylidae. Gene Ontology annotation, molecular function: ATP binding; 6-phosphofructo-2-kinase activity; fructose-2,6-bisphosphate 2-phosphatase activity. Bases 137 to 1624 code for a protein of 495 amino acids. The record is from RefSeq and is a predicted model, not a curated record. Gene Ontology annotation, biological process: fructose metabolic process; fructose 2,6-bisphosphate metabolic process. The transcript has 15 exons.
GGCCUCUGCCUCUGCAGCUGCUGUGAAUGGCCCCCCAGCACGAAACUUGACCCUCUUGGGAAAUUCUCCUUGCCAUAGUGAAACGGCAGAGCCCCCAACCCUAUGACUCAGAGACGAUAAGGAAGACUUAUCAGCCAUGGAGGAAAAACCCGCCAAAAUCCCAGCGUCUGUGCCCCAGUUCACCAAUUCACCCAGCAUGGUGAUCAUGGUGGGGCUGCCAGCUCGAGGGAAAACCUACAUCUCAAAAAAGCUGACCCGCUACCUCAACUGGAUCGGGAUCCCCACAAAAGUGUUCAAUGUCGGGCAGUAUCGCCGUGAAGCCGUCCAGACCUACAAGAAUUACGAGUUUUUCCGCCCGGACAAUGAAGAGGCCAUGCAGAUCCGGAGGCAGUGUGCGUUGGCAGCACUUCAGGACGUCCGCACAUAUCUGAGCUUUGAAGAGGGUCAAGUUGCGGUUUUUGAUGCUACUAACACCACGCGGGAACGACGGGCCCUGAUCCUGCAGUUUGCCAAAGAGCAUGGCUACAAAGUUUUCUUCAUUGAGUCGAUCUGCGACGACCCAGACAUCAUCCAGGAGAAUAUCACGCAAGUCAAGCUGACCAGCCCCGACUACAAGGACUGCAACCGGGAUGAGGUGGUCGAGGACUUUCUCAAACGGAUCGAGUGCUACCAGAAGACCUACCAGCCCCUCGACGAUGAGCUGGACAGUUCUCUGUCCUACAUCAAGAUUUUCAACGUUGGCUGUCGGUACCUGGUGAACAGAGUUCAGGAUCAUGUGCAGAGUCGAACAGUUUAUUACUUGAUGAAUAUCCACGUGACACCUCGUUCCAUCUACCUCAGUCGGCACGGGGAGAGCGAACUCAACCUGAACGGGCGCAUUGGGGGCGAUUCCGGACUCUCUGAACGUGGCAAACAGUAUGCCUGUGCCCUGGCCUCCUUCAUCCGUUCCCAGUACAUCCAUGACCUCAAAGUAUGGACAAGCCACAUGAAGCGUACAAUCCAGACAGCGGAAGCGUUGCAUGUCCCCUACGAACAGUGGAAGGCACUGAACGAGAUUGACGCAGGUGUCUGUGAAGAAAUGACCUAUGAAGAGAUCCAAGCCAACCAUCCAGAAGAAUUUGCACUGAGAGACCAAGACAAAUACCGAUACCGCUAUCCUAAGGGGGAGUCAUAUGAGGAUUUGGUGCAGCGCUUGGAACCUGUCAUCAUGGAGCUGGAACGACAAGAGAACGUACUGGUCAUUUGCCACCAAGCUGUGAUGCGCUGCCUCCUCGCCUAUUUCCUAGACAAAAGUGCAGAGGAACUGCCAUACCUGAAGUGCCCACUACACACGGUUCUGAAGCUAACACCCGUGGCCUAUGGCUGCGAGGUGGAAUCGAUCUUCCUCCACAUCGAGGCUGUGAACACACACCGGGAACGCCCACAGCACCUUUCCUACAAAACUAACCAGGCCCCCUUGUACCGGCACUACCGAUCUGUGCCAAUGGCCAGCCCUGAGCCAACCAAACGACCCUGCUGGAAAGAUCUGGGCCGGUCCCCUCCCCCCUGCCUGCUUGACCCUCAGAAUGUUGAUGUCACACGAGAUCCAGAGGAAGCCCUGGACACGGUGCCGGACCAUUACUGAUCACAUCAAGCCGUACAAGAAUGCCACCUUCUGUUCUACAGUGUAAUUCAUAUGGGCGAUGUGGGCACACGGUGAUGGCACAACCUGGAGAAAUAAGGGUGUUGCCGCGAACUACCUUGCUUACAACGUCUCACAGUGCUGGCCUUUGCACAUACAAAUGGACUUCUCUGAAAGCACAGGUCGGCAAGCCUUAGGUGGAAAUGUGUAUCCCUGGGUUGUGUUGCGUACCGACUAAGAGAAAACUAAAACAAAGUUGUAGAAAGGUUGGGGGGAGGGGGGGAGAGAUAAAUCCUGGAAAGCUAUUCCUUUGCUCCUGUCUGGAGAGAUGCAAGUGUAUUUUUAACCCUCAAUAAAGUCAGUACAUUUU